UUAGGAGAGACGCACGGGACAGGCGUUCGGCGGAGGUGGGGAUUGCAGCUACUCCUUCGUGUUGUGGGCGAGCGUAGAGUCUCCACGAGUCUGCCUAGGGUUUUUAUCAAAUCGUUAAGAAGGUCCUACGGACUCGGGUAACACCAUCGCCAUGAAGUGCCAUCUCUUCCUACUCCACUGCCUUCUUCUCACUUGCCAUCAGCUGUGUGUCUGGUGUUUUCCAAAAGGCUGCUUCGCCAGCCCACAGCUGACUGUGUUCUGCACUAACCGUCGUGACCCCACCUUUCCUCGUGGUUUUCCAGAAGACAUCAAAGGAUUACAUUUGUUUGAGAAUGGCAUCAGCUCCAUAAGUGUGGAGGAUUUGUCUGGACUGGGACAGCUUGAGCUCUUGGAUCUUUCUCAGAAUUCCAUUUCAGAACUCCCUGCCCAAGUGUUUCACCUACUGGUGCAGCUCCGAAACCUGGAUUUGUCUGGCAAUAAGAUUGAGGAGAUCACCAACGGCACCUUUACGGGUCUCCGUUGGCUGGAACGCCUGUACCUCUUUAACAACCACAUCAAGACAAUCCAGGCAGGUGCCUUUGAUGGCCUGCACCACCUGUUGGAGCUUAAGCUGUACAAUAAUCAAUUCGUCGUGCUGCCCACUUUACACAUGCCCAGCUUGCUCCUUCUGGAUAUUUGCUACACUCCUACUCUUUACCUGAGGGACCCCUCUUUCCACAUGUACAACCUUGAGACUCUGAAUUUGACCAGAGUAAACCUAAGCACCCUGGACGAGAAAGCCCUGAUGAAUCUGGAGAACCUUCACACGUUAGAUAUUUCUUACAGUCACCUGAAUAGAAUCCCUUUGUCCCUGAGAACAAUGGAAGGUCUGGUAACUCUUGUGCUAGCAGGAAAUCCCCUGAUUGGUGAGUUAAAGGAGGAAGACUUCAAAGGGCUACGCCGUCUCCAGAAGCUGGACAUAAGUAAGAUGAACCUGAAGACCCUUCCCGAGGGUUUAUUUAAAUGCCUUCCGAAACUCGAGGUUCUAAUUGCGGCAGGGAAUCCAUUUAACUGCAUCUGUUCCCUGGUCUGGUUCCCCAUGUGGCUGCAAAACGGUAAAGUCGACUUGCAAAAGCCAGAGGAGACCAGGUGCCACUUUCCACCGCUGAACGCGCGCAAAAUUCUAAGCCAGGUGGAUCAUCACGAUUUCGGCUGUCCCACUACAACUACCCAAGUGACCACCACCAUUCAAACGAGUACAACUAAAAAAGUGCCCACCAUCCGAGUGCCCCCCACUCAGCCUCCAGUUGGAAGCAGCACCAUCAAGGAGCAUUCACCUGUGGCGGAGUUCUUGCCGAUUACACCGUUUCAGAGUGUAACAACCAGUCCCGAAGUCCGCAUCUGUCCCCAAAGUAUCUGCUUAAACGGCGGGACAUGUCAGUUGGAUAGCAUGGGGCAGAUUGAAUGUACAUGUAGGCGAGGAUUUUCUGGAUUGUACUGUGAAAACGAUGAGACCCCAGUUGUGGUGUCUACACCGUCACUGGAAAAAGAAGCUGCUAUCACCGCUGGCCACACCACUAGCACUUCCAUCGAGGUCAACCUUCACCACUACGUGCAAGUCAGGCCAAAUCUCAAAGGUAUCCGUCUUACCUACAGAAACCUGUCAGGGCCGGACAAAAGGCCCAUGCAGCUCAGCAUACCGGCUUCCUACCCACAAUAUACGCUACGUGGCCUCUGCGCAAACUCGACUUACUACAUUUGCGCGAGCCCUUUGGGAGAGUCUGAGAGCAAAGACAGCUGCUGCAUGGAGGCCCAGACUGCAGUUUCGAGGUACCCUUCCCCAGUAACCCAAACAAAAAAGGCUCCUGAAACGACGAUGGUGGUGUCCGUAUUGGCCGCCGUACUGGUGGCGAUUGUGGCGAUGGCAGUUACGUUUUAUUGCCUGCGCAAGAAACGAGCAAAAGGCCACCCGGACCUGGGGGCAGACCCAAUGGAACUUGAAGGCGUCAAGACUUGCAUGGAGAGUGAGGCACUGCCAAAGAAAGCGCCCGAGAUUUCCAAUGGCCAUAACGGUUUGGAAUUUGAGGUUCCCCUCAUGCAGAAACACGGCCACAUUAAUAACAACGUUUCAGGUUUAAAGUCUUCGUACUUUUGAUCCAAAGGUUGUUCUGCCACAGGACGUCUCUGACAGGAAGCUCUCUUGGACUCUCUUUUAUAAGAAGGACAAAGUUGUAAGAGCACACCGGAUCCAUAAAGUUCUGGAACUUGUGUUGACUUUUAUACCGGAUUACUAUUUUGGACCCCAGUAGGGGUCCGAACAGAACGGGUUGCUUUCACACUUGUAAAUAUUGUACAGGCCUCUUGUGCGUAACUUGUCAUGGCAACAUGUAGCGUCACUUGUGAAAGCCGCCGGUCACUGAGGCGUUUUGGGUGUUUACUUACUCAAUAUUUGAGUUGACCACAAAAAUACUAAAACGAUGACUCAAAACAAGCAAAGUACCUUUUGUAAACAUAAAAAUUUGUUCUGGUUGAUAUUUUAUACACAUGGAGCAUCAACAUGCAGAUGAAGAAAGUUCUCAGUCACUGUUCGAUCAUUUUUGAGAAUAGCAGAAGUGGACUCUGGGUAAUUUAUGCAAAGUUUUGCUCCUUUUUGCACUUUGGUCUUUUGUGUGGUCUUACAUCUUUUUUUUCUGCUAUUGGCUACAAUUUGCUUUCAGGAUGACCCAAACAUUUAUUACAAAAUGCAAUAUUUUGUCAAGAUGUAUACGAGUGGACAACCAUUCAUAGCCAUGAGUUUCAUGCAGUCCUUGAAGUGGAGACUGCUGCUGGUACUUUCUGUUAAAGUCUUAAUUUCUUCUGAGGGCAGAGACCACCGUACAUUGGACUGGAGAGCAGGGUGUGGAUGUGUGAUUGAGGGUCUGUUUGGGGGUUCCCCUUGGAGGUUCACGUAUACUUACAAUGCUCACAGUAGAUCGGAGACAUGUCCACGUUAGGUCUGAGAGUGCGGGGGGACUAGGAGUUACCUCACCAUUUUUAACAACGGACUCUUGAGCCGUACACUUAUUACGUGGCUCUCCCCUGAUUGGACGGUGCUCAUUACAACACCUCAUUCCCUGAUUGGUCACCUUUCAAGGACGAAAACCAAAUUCUGACACAGAGGAGCUGCUUUCCAUGGCGCUUUUUGCAUUGCUUACCUGUACACAUCUAAAUUGCAUUUUGUACAGUUUAAGUGCUUUAUAAAUGUAAAAAAAGGCAAUAAUUUACUCGUCGCUACAGUUUUACAAUAAAUCCCGUGGCUGGUGUUGAAUGAAAAAACAAUAUCAUGAGACAAAAGCUUACAUAUUUUUGAGUGAAAUGGAUUAUUUUUUUAAACAUGCAAUUCAGUCUAACUAAUAUGUUCCAGAGACUUUAUUCUUAACUAGCUGUACCCUGUGGCUUCGUCUACGUAGACGCGAAACAGGACAAACUUUAAAAAUCAAAUUAAAAAAAA
Messenger RNA from Polypterus senegalus (gray bichir), 3469 nucleotides. It is a transcript of the gene vasnb, whose product is annotated as vasorin b. The transcript is spliced from 2 exons. Gene Ontology annotation, molecular function: protein binding. The coding region runs from base 152 to 2134 and encodes 660 amino acids. Gene Ontology annotation, cellular component: plasma membrane. The record is from RefSeq and is a predicted model, not a curated record. Lineage: Eukaryota; Metazoa; Chordata; Cladistia; Polypteriformes; Polypteridae.